UUUGUUGACGUUUUGUUUUGAUUUGUUUAUAUUAUCUGUCAAAAAUUGGGCGUCGAUUAGGAUUGGUCGUAGGUAUCGCGGGAAUUUUAAAUAUUUUUGCACAGCUUUUUUAUCUUUUAAUUAAAUUGUAGAUAUUAGCAUUAUAAGAUUACAUUGUGUGACAGAUUUUUAUGUGUCAUACUCCAGUUAUACAAAGACAUUUUUACCCUUCAUUGUACAUACAAUUUAUUUUUCAACGGAUUGAAAAUAAAAGAAAUUGAAUUAAAUUAAACAAGUGUCAUGUAUCUACUAUUUUAAAAACCGUCAAAGGCAAAUCAAGUCGAGUCAAGAUGACUAGAUUACUUAAGGGUUAAAUUUUUGCAUUAUAGAUAGCAACUUGUUACGAAACCAACAUGCCCGAUGAAUUCUUCAAGAAGAGGGCCGGCACCACAGACCGCGGCAAAGACUAUGAAGACCUGUUCAUCUCCUACAUCAUUUUAGACUUCAUCUUCGACGACGAAAUCCAAGACUUCCAAAUCUCCUCAAACGACGAAAGCUUCGGUGCCUUCGACGACAUCGUCCUCGAAAUCACUUGGAGAAAUGAAGAGAAACCCAAGGACUCUUACGCUCUUCAGCUGAAGCACAGCGCCCGGCCCUUAACCCUGAAAAACCUGAUAACCAAAAGCGGGGACUUUAGUGUCAGGAAGUACCACGCGGACUUCGUGAAACUGAAACAAGACGCCUUCAAAUGGGUUAUUUUAACAAAUCGAAAAUUUAAUUAUAACGAACGAGAAGCAAAGAUUAGGAUAGAAGGAGAUGAUUUUGACGUGAAGAUCGUGAAGUAUGAACCUGACGAAGAUUUCAUGAAGUUCUGCGAGAGGAGAUGUUUUUAUCAGUUUCGAACUGUGAAGAAUGAUGAGGUUGAAGACGUUUAUGAAGAGUUUUUUCAAAAGUUUUUUCUGUGUACGAAUCAACUGGACGUUUUUCAAAUAGAGGCGGCUGCUAUAGAUAAAUUUAAGAAGUUUUUUGACUGUGGAGAGAGGAUUUUUCGUGACUACUACAAAUUUGUAACGGAUUGGAGCAUACGAGAAGGAAGAAAGGUGAAGUUGAAUAAAGGUUUGAUGAAAGAAGUAAUAGCGGCUCAAGUUUUGUCGCCUUCUAUCAAAGUUGUCACUUCUGUUUUACAUAAAGAAGCAGAAGCUGGAGAGUCGCUUCUUUUGGAUAUUAUGUCCAAGUUUCACGUAACAUAUUUUAUAGAAGAAGAUUUUGAAACUUUGUCCAAGUUGUUGGGGGUUGUUGUUCAGAAAUUUAAAGAAAAUAAAGAUAUGUUGAAAGAAGUUAGUAUCACUGCUCUUAAGUACCAAGUGGUUUCAAGUGGAAUCAAAGAACUAGGUUCUUUGAGUGACGAUAAAUGUAACUUACUUCUUUGGAUCUUUAACCUUGGUCACUUGGUUGUUAAAGGAAACGAAAGUGUCAACAAAGCCUUAAGUUUGUGCCAAAACAAGAAAUUUAUUAUUUUGUGCCAACGAAGCUGUGAUAGUUAUCAGAGUUCGUCAUUUAAGUAUUUAUCAAAUUUGCAACCACAAGAUGUUCAAGAUAUAUCCAAAACGUUCAAGUGUGUUUUUCAAGGAAAGAAAGAAAUUACUUUAGAAAGUCUUCUUGAGUGUAGUCACAAUGUAUUAAGUGUAGUGACAACAAGUCAUCUUCUUCAAAUGGUAUAUCAUCAGUUCUCCGUUGGAGAAGAAAGUGAAGAUCUUCCAAGCCCUUACAUUCGGCGGUCCGUGUCCAGACUUUUUCUAGAUUUUAAAUUGUUAAACUCAAUUGUCGCCAAGACCCUGCUAAUCAUCAUUGGAUGGAAACCUACUUUUAAAAAGUUUAUCAAUCACGAUAUCAAUGUUAUCAACAUCGAAGAACUGUCAUUUGGGGGUAAACCAGAUGGCAAAAGCAUAUACGUUUGUGACGAGUGUUCCAAAGACACAUUCGACACCAUUUGCAACAACUUUCAAAAUUUGAAUUGUCACCAAUUCAGAAUUGAUAACGAAAAACUUGAAUGGGUACGAAGCAAAGAUGGCGUUUCCGCUUUAAAGAAGUUUCUAAUAGAAGACAAUUUUAUAGAAGAAUGGAAACUUUUAGAGUAUGAAGAAGACAAUAGUCUUAACUUAAUUUGUGCCGAUGCCGGAAUGGGCAAAACCACUUUGUUGAAGAACCUGAAGAACAACUACUCGACGGAUUUUUGGACGAUUUUAGUGUACCCGAAGGACCAUUCGAAGUAUUUUCGACAAAACGGAGACGAUGUGGAGAAAUUCGUUGCCUACAUUUUAGACAAAGUGGGGUCUAAGUACACCGACUUAGAAAAAAACUUACUAAAGAUUUUUUAUCAAGAACAACGUGUUUUUUGGGAUGCUUUAGACGAAACCUCUGACGAUAAUUUCGAAGUGAUUGUUAGAAUCAUCAUCGAACUGAGAAGACGCGGGUUCAAGCAAUGGGUAACAUCCCGGAAUAAUUUAGAAUCUUGUCUUGAAAAUAAAUUCGGUGUUUUGUCACGAACCAUCAAGCAGUUCGACGAAGAGGAACAAAGACUGUAUAUACGAGAAAGAUUGAAGUGUUGUCAAGACGAUUUAGAGGAUAUUUUUGUUAAGAUUAAUAAAAACAUCCAGCUCUUUCGAUAUAACCAAAUUUUAGGAAUCCCUCUUCAGAUUUACAUGUUUACCGAACUUCUGCUCACAAACUGGAAAAAAUAUGAAACACUCCUGGACAACAUUUUGUCUUUGACGGAUUUAUACGCGUGCUUCGUUGACGAAAAAUUCAACGUUCUUCACCAAGAAAAAGAGAACUUUGACGGCUGGAACGACAUGGUUUACAAACGAAACCAGAAAUUCAAAAAGGAUAGAAUCAGAAUGUAUGAGAUGGUAGCUAUGAAAUUACACUUCCCUGGUGUUUUACAAAACGUCAAUUGUGAUACUUUUUUAGAAGAAAUCAAGACUGAGGCGGAUUCUGUGGGAAUCAUCACCCACGUAUCAGACGACAGCGUUCCAGACUUCUGGCACAACUCAUACAGUGAGUACUUCGCAGCUGUACAUCUAUCAGAACAUACUGACUUGCUUGGAAGCAUUACCAAGAUCUUUUUUGACAAGAAAAACACCAACAUUCGUUUCUUUUUUGAUUUGAUAAUGGCAAAAGGACGUCCAGCUCAUGUUUCAGUACUGUAUAAAAAUCUAGAAGCGCUAACAAGUUGCGAAGAUGAAGAAUUAAGAAGUAAAGACAGAAUUGGAAGAAAUGUGUUACAGGUGGCGUGCUCUUGGGGGGAGCACUUCUUGGAUUUGUACCCAGAGAGACUCAGCAAGUGGGAGUUUUUUAACGUCAAGUAUAAAGUGUUUGGGAUAUUUGCAGACUCUGUUAAGAAAGAGAAUGAAGAAUAUUGUAGAAUAGUGGAGCAGCUUGUGGAAAAGAUCAAUCCCGAAGAAAGAGAUUGUUUAUUUAAAUUUAAUGCCUUCGAGUUGGCAGACCGCUCACAUUGCUUAACACCUCUAAAUCUUCUGUCAAAAAAAUACGAUCUUCCUCUUCACACUUUCGAGAAUUUCAAAGAUGUUGCUACUCUUGUGUAUUACGCUUGCGUAUUUGAUUUGUCACACCUUCUUGAUAUUAUGAAAGAUUUACCUGUCGUGGAAGAUGAGUUUGAAUCGUCUGUCUUAUUUGUGGCUGUAAAAUACGGUUCCUUCAACAGUUUGACAAAACUUAUGAGAUCUUCGUACUACAGAAACGUAAUGAAGAACAGUAAAGUCGAUCUACUGAAAUCGGCAUUCGACAACAAACACCACAAUAUCGCAGAAUUUCUCUUAACCCAAAACACCUUUCAAACCGAUCUCUUAAACACCCUCCUUCUAAAACACAUAGAUUCUGACAUUACUCUCGUGCAGCUUCUUGUCGCUAGUGGUGCAGACAUAAACGUUACCAAUGAAGACGAUGAUACUCCACUACGCCUCGCUUGCCUUUACCAAAACUACGAAGCCGCCCUUUUCCUAGUUGUUCAAGGCGCUCAAGUACCAGAAAACGCCCUUUUGCGCGGUUGCGGCCACAAUGGCGACAUUACGGAGCUCCUGAUUCAAAAUGGCGCUAAAGUGAAUGUUGCGGUGGAAGGCAAAACUCCUCUUCUUCAUGCUUCCGAGCGUGGAUAUUUCGACACGGUGGAAGUUCUGGCCAAAUACGGUGCUAAACUGAAUGAUGGGGACCGUCUGGGAUGUAGACCUAUACACUAUGCGUGCAUCAAAGGCCGCAGAGAUGUUGUAGAGAAAUUGGUGGACGCUGGGGCUGACGUUAAUGUGAAAAAUAGGUUCGGGUUUGUGCCGCUUCACUAUGCUUGUGGGCAGCAGUUUAUGGAUGUGGUGGAGCUCUUGGUUGAGAAGGGGGCGGUUGUGGACGUGAGUGAUGAAGGUGGGGAGACGCCGUUGGGUUAUGCGGUGUCGAAAGGGAACCAGCGGAUGAUCGAGGUGUUGAGACGUGGACAAAUGAGUGGGGAACGUGAAGGUGAUAUGUAAGGCCUUAAAGUUUGAUGUGUAAUUUUGAGAUUUUUUUGUUAUUACGUAGCAGCUGAUUUAGAUCUGUUUUAAUGAAGACUAUUUUGUAGUUUAUGCUAAUAAAGUCUAUUUUCUCGUUUUAUGAUUAAA
Messenger RNA from Zophobas morio, 4643 nucleotides. RefSeq lists its product as uncharacterized. Bases 393 to 4514 code for a protein of 1373 amino acids. Gene Ontology annotation, molecular function: protein binding. NCBI's taxonomy places the organism in Eukaryota, Metazoa, Arthropoda, Insecta, Coleoptera, Tenebrionidae. The record is from RefSeq and is a predicted model, not a curated record. The transcript has 3 exons.